Suncus etruscus (white-toothed pygmy shrew) is the source of this 284-nucleotide messenger RNA. Its product is annotated as UPF0729 protein C18orf32 homolog. The record is from RefSeq and is a predicted model, not a curated record. The transcript has a single exon. Gene Ontology annotation, biological process: positive regulation of canonical NF-kappaB signal transduction. Lineage: Eukaryota; Metazoa; Chordata; Mammalia; Eulipotyphla; Soricidae.
AUGGUGUGCAUACUCUGUAUCCUCAUUCCAGUGCUGCUCUGGGUCUACAAAAAGUUCCUGGAGCUGUAUAUCUACUCUCUGGUGUUCCCUCUAGUUAGUCGGCUGUGACCUCGAAAAGAAAUACAGUAAAUUAAUGACCAUGGCAAAGGGGACUAUAAGGGUGCAGCUAUAAAUGGAUUAUCAACAAAGGGACAAGCAGAAAUUUGUGAUAAAAAGAAACAAUGAAGGAGCCCCCCUCCUCGGAUUUUAUUGUUGUGAGAAUAGACCUGAUAAUCAGAAGCACC